Molecule: messenger RNA, 7598 nt
Organism: Octopus bimaculoides (California two-spot octopus)
Lineage: Eukaryota; Metazoa; Mollusca; Cephalopoda; Octopoda; Octopodidae
Product: neuropeptides capa receptor
Biological process (GO): G protein-coupled receptor signaling pathway
Cellular component (GO): plasma membrane
Molecular function (GO): G protein-coupled receptor activity
Source: RefSeq, a predicted model, not a curated record
CGACAUCAAUAACCAAUAGAAUGUGCUACUGCUAGUAUAGCUGUAGAGGAUAGUGUGCAGAGAGCCAAGUUGGAUGGAAUGCUCUCCAUCUCCUGCCUAGCAGCUGGCUAUAGUUCUUCUCAUUGUUUCUUUUCAAUGUUUAUAUUUAAUGACAAGCUGAUGUGACAUCUACAAUAAAGCACUGCAUUUCAUGAUGAUUCAUAACCUGUUUACAAGAUAACACCAAACCGGAGUUGGACAUAGCGAAGUGGGAAGGCAUCAAUAUGUCCCUGAGUGACAACAUGACAUAUACACUACCCACUUGGACUAAUGAGACAACAGUUCUCAGCCAAAAACAACAACUUGAGCAGAUCAAAGCGUACCAAAUCUCAAUUUCCAUCCUCAUCUAUGUUCUACCAGUGAUAAUUAUCAUGGGAACAAUAGGAAACAUUCUCAGUUUCAUCAUCUGGAUGAAACGUAAAUUACGAAGAACAUCGACUUUUUUUUACCUUGCCAUGCUGGCAAUCUCAGACACUGUAUUCCUCCUCAUAAGUGGUCUCAAGACAUGGAUUCGUAUGUGGUCUUACAUAGAACUCUUACAUGUUUCUGUCUUUAGCUGUAAAGUAAUAAUAUUUAUUAUAAACUCUUCCUUACAUAUAUCUGCCUGGCUGAUUGUAGCAGUGACCACAGAAAGAUUCCUGGCGGUUUGGUUUCCUUUGCGCGCGAAUGGUAUGUGCAGUUUCCGUCGAGUCAAAAUUGUUACUGCUACAAUUGUCACAGUAUUUCUAUUGCUCAACUCACAUUUCUUUUGGACAGCAGAACUAGUAAGUACUGACAACCCUGAGAGCCCUGACAAACUAGAAUGCACAAGUAAAAUGAUCAAAAUUUGUGUAUAUUUCCCAUGGUUCAACAUGGUCCUCUUCUCUGUGAUUCCCUCUGUUCUACUUCUUAUAUUGAACCUGCUCAUCAUAUUCUGCUUACUGAAACAUCGUGAAACAUUGAAAAGUGCCAUGACAAAGGACGACCAACACAUGCGGAGCAUACACCGCCGACUUGCAGUCAUUCUUUUAACUAUUUCCUUUGUAUGGAUUUUCACAACAGUUCCUAACACUCUCACUUCCAUCACUAAAAAAUCUAGGAAGGACUUAGAAAGCCUGGCUGAGGCCAUACUGUUACGAGUACUCAGUUACAUUCUUCUUUACAUCAACCAUGCUAUCAACUUCUUUCUCUACUGUUUAACUGGCAGACUUUUUCGUAUAGAAUUAAAAAAGUUAUUCUGCUGCAAAUCCCAAAAGAAGCACCGUCAGAUAAUUGUUUUCAAGGCCAGCAACAAUGACAGUGCACAUCCACUCAUGGAACAACACAAAAUACAAAUAGUUUAUAAACGCAGCCAGUAAAUCAACAACUUGACUUUAGAAUGCAAACACAAAAGCGAUGACCACCCCACCCCUAAAAUUAUGACUGAUAUUUUACAAACGUUUCAGAGUAAGAAUUAUAGAAUCAUACAGAAUUAUGUAGAGUAGGAAUUAUAUAGCGUGGAUACAUUUCUAAACAAUCUUUGUCAAUAAUUCAAGAGUAAUAUAAAACAAGACAAUUCUUUUUAAACAACGUUAUUCACAAGUUAAUGGAACACAUGAUUAUUUCAUUGAAUUAAUUUUAAAAUGAAAUCAACUGAGAAAGAUUUAUUUUAUAUCCUAAAACAUUAUCAACAGACAAAUUAGUCCACUAUCAAGAGACAAAGAUUUAUAAAAAAUAAUAAUAUAAUUUUGAAUAUCAUGCAGAGAAUGUCAUUAAGUAGUCAGUCUACACUGUUACAAUUUUUUGCUGUAUUUUUCAAUGGAAUUGGUUCUCUUUAUAAUCAUUCACUUCAUAAGAAGCAAUUAAUAGAUGGCUGCUAUGAUAAAAAUUUCUAGUGAAAUAUGCCACUGUUUCCAUAAUUUGAAAUGGUGAAAAAUGAGCUUGGCGUGAAGUGGAGGUUAAAAAUUAAUGAUCCUAACGAAAAAUAAUAUUUAAUUUUUACAAUUAAAAAAACUGCUUUUGUAUCCUCUUUAAAAAAAAAAAAAAAAACUGAGCGGAAGCUGAAAAUAACACCGUUUAUGAUUUAAUUAAACUAUAAUAAAUAGAUAAAUAUGGAGAUAAAAUAAUAAAGAUAUUCAUUUUUACAUGCCGUUUUUAGGAUAAUUAAUGUAUCAUCUAGAAAAAGAGCAACUUCAUACUUCCUCAAAUUAAAAAGAGAAUUAGAAAGUUAAUUUUUUUUUUUUGGUAAUUAAUCAUGAGUAGAAACAAUAAAUAUCAAUGAAAUAUAUAUAAACAUAAUCCUUUUGAAACCAACCUGCCUGAAUCUGUUUCUACAAUACAAACUUCCUGUUUUAAAGUGAUCUAAAGUAAAACCUACCAUCAAAAUUCCAUGUUACUUUAUGCUCCAAGCAACAGCUAUAUAACAAUGGAGUUAUUUUGAUAAACUCUUCAUUAAAAAUUAAUUGAAACAAAAGCAAUAGAUUUCAAUGGAAAUAUAGUAACAAAAGGGGUUAAGGGAAUAAUCUGAUAAUUUACAUAAAGUAAACACAAUAGAAAUAAAAAUAAGUAUGCAUAAACCAAGUAUUCAAAACUAACAAUAGAUAAAUAAUUAAAUAAAUUUCUUAAUCAAAUAUGCUUAUUUGGCUUAUGACUGGUUGCUCUACAAAAUCUAACAGAAACUAAAUCACUAAAUCUUAAUGCAAUUACCAAAAAGAAACACAAAUAUAAAAUAACCAUUACAGUUGCAGUGUUAUUUUUAGUUUAGUGCCACAGCUAAAGCAAUAAUAUGUGAAUUGGGUCUUCUCCAAAAUUGUCUUCAUACAAUUUCCAUGGAAUAUAAAUUCAGAAUCUAAAAAUAUUUGCAGCUUCUUUAGUUUCAAUUUGCUGGAAAAUUGUUUCAGAAUUCGAAUCCUAUUUAAAAUGUUGUACAUUAUCUCCAUUAAUAAUAUCUCUACAGAAAAUCGUGGCAGCAGUUUCUGUGUUUUAACAAUAAUCGAAUAACCGCUUGCUUAAUUAAACUAAAUCCAUUUGGAAAAGAUACAUAAAUUAAGUACCAUAUUUUUCCAUAUGAAAAUCAGAAUCGUGUGGCUUUAUCCUUUCACCAUUAUAUAAACAUCUUGUGGGUUUUUCUUUCCUCAUUAUAUACACAUCUGAAUAACAUUGAUCCAAGCCUCAAUUUCUUUCAUGUGACCAUAAAUAGGAAACAGUUUACAAGAUUGCAUUGGUUCUCUAUUUUCUACCUCUAAGUUGUAGGUGUGCUUUCCAUAUUGUGUUUGUUCUUUAUAUAUGUAUGUGUGUAUGUGUGUGUGUGUGCAUGUGUGUGUGUAUGUGUGCAUGCCUUUGUGUGUGUAUAUAUGAUAUCCAAUAAAGAGAAUAAAAACAAAGAGACAAAGAAGGUGUUGAGACACAAUCUACUCUCAAAACUUCAAAUGUGCAACAGAACACUUUAUCAAAUUACGCAACCAGCCGAGUUACUAAAAGGAGGUAAAAACUAGGUGAAAUAGCUUUUAUUUAUUGCCAUGAGCACCAAUAAAAAUAUUAGAACAUUUUGCCAAAAAAAAAAAAAAAAAAAAAUCAUUGCUAUCAUCAUGUGAAUCAACUUAAUAAACCAUUAAACUCAGAGAAGAGAAAGCAGGUCUGUAUAACAUUAAACAUUGAUUUAUGAAUGUUUUCAGUGUUCAGUUAUAUUGCUGGAGUUGGAAGAUAAUAACCAAAUUACCAAAACUAAGGAAUGAGCUUUUGAGUCUUGAAUACAAUGAUGAAUUACUCAAAAACUACAGACCAAGAACUCUAUUUAAAUUGAUAGUUUUGUUGUUCUUGUUUUGUGAUGACUAUCAAUUAUAUAAUUGUUAUAUUAUCAUAAAUAAUUUAUUAAAAUAACUGUUACUAUGGUUACUAUUUUUUUUAUCAAUAUAAAUAUUUGUAACAUUUUUGGUAUGUGUUUUUUAUAAGAGUUAAAAAAAAAUAACAAAAAUGUUUAAGAUAUAAAACUUGUGUGUGUGUGUGUUGUGUGUGUGUGUGCGUGCAUGCGCAUAUAAUUGAAUUUGAUUUUGAGAAAAAAUCCCAUCCAUUUAUGUAUCAUAGAAAUUAAAGUGAUAUUUUUAACAUAGUGGAUAUGAAACUGAAAUGGUUUUAACACAUGGAUAUUGAUUAAAUACCACUACUUUUCUUUUGGGCUAUUUUCCAACAAAGGAAGCAAGAAGUGUCCUGGUAAGUAGUUAACAUUUAUACAGCUGAUUAACUACAACAGCUACACACUGCUAAACUUCAUGACAAUUCUUGUUAUAUCAACUGACAAUCUUUGUUGAUAGGGCUUCCAAGUAUAUACACCUACGUAAGUACACAGUACACACACACACAUAAGUACAUAUCUAUAUAUGUAUAUUAUGUGAGUGUGUCUAUGCAUAUAUAUAUAUAUAUAUGUAAAUUUAAAUAAUAAGGUGAAAAAUUGAAUAUUAAUUUGAUUAAUAUCAAUUUAAAACCAGUGGCCUAGCAUAUUGAAAAAUCUGAAGAUUCAGAAAAAUUAUAUUACAUACAUAUAAGAGGGAUGACCACUAAGUGGACAUCCAUUAUGCUAGAUGUAGACCCCAUAUGGUCUGACCACUAAGAAAAGAUUGUUCUCAAGAAAAUUCAGCAAAAUGCCAGGGGUCUACAUCUAGCAUAAUGGAUGUCCACUUAGUGGUCAUCCCUCUUAUAUGUAUGUAUGUAUGUAUGUAUGUAUGUGCGAGUGUGUGUGUGUAUAUGUAUAUGUAUAUAUAUAUAUAUAACAGUAAAUAUAUAUUUGUGUGUGUGUAAAUGCAUUUAAAUCUAUAUGUGUGUAUGAAUACACACACAUAUAUAUGAAGGCAUAUAUAUAAAUAUAUAUGUAUGUGUAUAUAUAAAUAUGUUCACAUAAAUGUACUUAUGUGUGUGUAUAUGUAUAUAUAUGUGUGUGUGUGUGUGUGUGUGUGUGUAUAUAUAUAUAUAUAUAUAUAUAUAUAUAUAUAUACAUAUCACUAUAAGUAGAUAUAUAUAUAUAUGUGUGUGUGUGUGUACAUAUUUAUAAAUAUGAAAGUGUAUAUAUCAAUACAUAUCUAUAUAUAUAAGCAUGUAUAUUUAUAUGUGUACUCAUACACAAAACUUAUGGAUUUAAAUAAUAUAUAAAUACAGAUAUGGCUUUGUGGUUAAGAAAGUCUCUUUCCAGCCAUGUGGUUUUCAGUUCACCCCCACUGUGUGGCACCUUGGGCAAAUGUCUUCUACUAUAGCCUUGAGCCAACCAAUGCCUUGGGAGGAAAUUCAGUAGACAGAAACUGUAAGUUUGUCCUCAACAUACACACAUAUUUGUAUGUAUGUGUUUGUCCCCUAUCACUACCCUAUAACCAAUGUUCAUUUGUUAACAUUGCAAUACCUUAGAAGUGUUGCAAAACAGACUAAUAGAAUAAGUAAGAGACUCCAAAAGAAGUACAGAGAUUGAUUUGUUUGACUAAAUUAGAAGUUCUCAACCAUCUUUUAGCUCUAGUUCCCUUUGAUUACUAUUUUAUUCUGGUGGAUCCCCAUAGUCAGCCAAUGUUUAAAUAUCAGUUUUAUAUAUACUUCUUUCAAAAUUCCUGUUUUGUUUUUCGUACAUUAACUUGUGUAGGUUGAACUAUGUAAAAUGUUAGAGAAAGAAACCUGGCUGUUUCAUGCAAUACACACCAAUAUAUACAUCUAAAGUAAGAUAUUGUUAGGGGCUCUUAAAAAAACUAUUGCGGAUUCACAAUUUACUAUUUUGUUGUGUGACCCCACCCCACUACAAAUCUUAUAUGGACCCUCAGAGGCCAUAUGGAUCCUGUUUGAGAACCACUGGACUAAACCCUCCAAGGCAGUGUCCCAGCAUGGCUGCAACCCAAUGAUUGAAACAAGUAAAGUAUGAAAGAUGAUAAUCAGAAUGAUGGUGUGUGAAAGGGCUUGCAAGUCAAUUUUACAAGACAUACAGUGGUUCAUAAGGAUUAUAUCUCACAAGUGAUCUGAUCAAUACAGAGGAAGUAACAAUUUUUGGUCUGUCACCUAUACGUCAAACCACUCAGAUCAGCAGUGGCACUGAAUAGUCGUUUGAGAGGCCAUAUAAGAAGCUCAGAGAGACAGCAAUCAUUUGUAUGACUAUCUUCAAGCCGUUUUCAUCUUCCUUGGCACAAUCAAGGAAAUCCUGUGCAGCUGAAACCUGAUCUUUUUGAGAAGACAACACUCUACACACUUUUCUUCCAAGCACUGCUAUAAACAAUGGAAGUAAAUGAGAGCAUUAUAACUUAGUGUGCAUGUGUGACAGAGUUCAAGAUCAACCUGUGCCAAGUGGUUUCAUUCUGUGUACAUUAGCUCUGUUACUAGAGCAACAGUCCCAAUACUUUUUGAUCAGGGCUGCACCAGACUCCAGUCUGAUUUGGCAUAGUUUCUAUGGCUGGGUGCCCUUCCUAAUGCUAACCACUCUGAGAGUGUAAUGGGUGCUUUUACAUGCCACAGUCAUGGGUGCUGGUUGCAUGACGCUAGUAUCUGCCAUGACUACGAUUUUACUUAGCUUGAUGGGUCAUGUACUCAAGCACAGCAUAUUGCCAAAGGUCUUGGUCAUAUAUAUAUAUAUAUAAAUAUAUAUAUAUAUAUAUAUGCAUGUGUGUAUGUAUGUACCCCUUGUCUUGACAACUUGUGAUGGUUCUAAGUGACUAUCACCACCAUCAUACAAGUGUUACUGUUCAUUUCCAAUAUUCUGACUAUAGGGAAAUCUUAGCAUGCUUGGAACCAGGUGAGGGUUGGUGAGAGAGGAAGGGCAUCUGGCCAUCUGAACUAUGCAAAUAUGGAAAAGUGGACCUUAAAUGUGAUUACCGUUCCCUUAAAGUCCACUUUUCCUUGCUUGUAUGGGUCAGACAAAAUUUGGCAGAUUUUCUGCAGCUGGACAUCUUUCCUGUAGGCAACUUACCCAUUUCCAAAGAUGGUGAUAUUUCCCCUUAACCUUCAAAUAUGAACAAUACAACUGCUGGAUAUGUUUCCAAAGAAGAUUGCAAAAGAGUGACACUACUUGUAUGACAGUAAGAAUCAUUUAAAACCAGCAAGUGAUCUCAAAAACAAGGACACACACACAUUCAUCAGGUGUCUUUCAGUUUCCAUCAACCUAAUCUACUCACAAAACCUUGGUUGGCCAAAGGUUAUAGAAGACAUUUUCUUAAGAUUCCACACAUUGGGGCAGAACAUGGUUGGGAAACAAACUUCUUAACCACACAGCUAUGCCUGCACCUGUACUUGUGUGUUAGUCUGUCUGUCUCUAUGUGUGUGUGUGUGUGUGUGUGUGUGUGUGUGUGCGUGCGCGCGCAUGUAUAAUGGGUUUCAUGCAUUCAUUUAUGAGUGUGUUUGUUUCUUCCCAAUCAGAAUUGCAAUCCCUCCUAAAUAGUUCAUAAUAUAUAUAUAUAUAUUGUAUUUUGAACAACUUAAUUAUUAUUGAAAUAUAAACAUAAUAUUUAUUAUAUACACAAAAAUAAUGUUCAUGUAGUUUUUCUAUUUGAUUUAUUUACAUGCUUUAUAAUUGUUUUAUUUUAAAUAAAAAUAUUUUUCUUUGGAAAAUGAUUUUGUUUUCAAAAAGAAAAAUAAAGAAUCUCUUA